UAUAGCACAGCCACUGUCUGGAAGGAUCUGAACCCAUUUUGGGGGGAAGAGUUCACCCUGCACCUCCCUCUUGGCUUCCACACACUCUCAUUCUAUGUGAUGGAUGAAGACACAAAUUGGCAUGAUGACGUUAUAGGCAAGAUAUCACUCACUAAGGAAUACAUUUCAUCACAACCAAGAGGUAUUGACAGUUGGAUUAACUUGAGUCGAGUAAAUCCUGAUGAAGAAGUCCAAGGAGAGAUCUAUCUUGAGUUACAUAUAAUGCAAGAUCAACACAAAUGUAACCUGCACUGCCAUGUCUUAGAGGCCAGAGAUUUGGCACCUCGGGAUAUCUCUGGAACGUCAGACCCCUUUGUACGUAUAUUCUGCAACAAUCAGACCUUGGAGACCUCAGUAAUUAAAAGAACACGUUUUCCUCGCUGGAAUGAGGUCCUAGAAUUUGAUUUACGAGGAAUAGAAGAACUGGAUCCUGGGGAUCAAGUAAUCAGUAUUGAAGUUUGGGACUGGGAUAUGGUUGGAAAAAAUGAUUUUCUUGGACGUGUAAGUGUGUGUCCUUCCCCUUCACAGAAUCCUGCGGUGACUGGCUGGUUUCGUCUCCUGCCAUUUGGAAACACGGAUGAGGAGAAUGGCGGUAAACUUGGAUCACUGCGUGUCAAGAUCAGCCUGUCUGAGGAACGUAUCCUGCCCUCUGUGUAUUAUCAGAACCUCAUUCAGCUCCUGGUAGAGUCUGUUCAGUCCCCUGACCAGGUGGGUGACUGCAGUCUGCUGGCUAUACUAGAAGACAUGUGUUCUGCUGAGAGCCGACAAGAAGUGGCAGUUAAGCUGGUGAAAAUAUUUCUAGGACAGGGUCUGGCAGUAACCUUCCUUGACAGACUGAAUAUGCGAGAGGUGAAUCGAACUGCUGACCCAAAUACUCUUUUUCGGUCAAAUUCACUUGCUUCAAAAUCAAUGGAGCAGUAUAUGAAGAUAGUGGGUAUGCCAUACCUUCAUGAAGUACUACGACCCAUUAUUACCCGGAUCUUUGAGGAAAAGAAAUAUGUUGAACUGGAUCCCUGCAAGAUUGAUCUAAAUCGCAGUAGGCGUAUCUCUUUUAAAGGUUCAGGUUCUGAGCAGCAGAUCCGUGAAAGCAGUGUGGAGUCUUUGAGGGGCUACUUGAGUGACAUCAUUGAUGCCAUCUUGGGCUCAGUAGAACAGUGCCCACCAGGUAUGCGUCUUUGCUUCAAGCAGCUACAUAAGCGUGUGGAGGAACGAUUUCCUGGGGCAGCCAGUCAGGAUGUGAAGUAUGCAGCCAUCAGUGGUUUCCUCUUCUUGCGCUUUUUUGCUCCUGCCAUCCUGACACCUAAACUGUUCCACUUACGAGAGCAUCACGCUGAUCCACGCACUGCACGCACUUUGCUACUGCUGGCUAAGGUAGUACAGAGUAUUGGAAAUCUUGGGCAGCAGCUAGGUCACGGAAAGGAACAGUGGAUGUCUCCUUUACAUCCUCUCAUUCAGCAAAGUGUGGGCCGCUUGAGAGAUUUCUUAGACAAACUCAUAGACAUGGAGAGCGAUGAGUGUGGACAUACAUCUCGCACUCUUUUUCAUCCAUCAGUUACUAUUAAAGAAGGCUUUUUACACAAGCGUAAAGCUGAAGCUGUAAAUCUGGUUACCCGUUUUACUUUCAAGAAAAGAUACUUUUGGCUGAGUGGCCAGACUCUAUCCUAUUCCAAAACACCUGACUGGCAGGUGCGCUCUUCUAUACCAGUGCAUCGGAUUUGCGCUGUGGAGCGAGUCGAUGAAAAUGCAUUUCAGCAGCCAAAUAUGAUGCAAAUCAUUACUCAAGAUGCUGAGACACAAGGUUGCCACAUUAUGUAUAUACAGUGCAAGAAUGUUAAUGAACUGAAUCAGUGGCUUUCUGCCCUGCGUAAAGUCAGUCUGUGCAACCAGAAUUUGUUGCCAACAUAUCACCAAGGGGCCUAUCGUAAUUCACAUUGGACAUGCUGCCUGCAAUCUGACCGAACAGUUCGUGGUUGUAGCCGGACACAUUUAGCUGUGACAUUGGGAGACUGGAGCGAUCCUUUGGAUCCAGAUGCUGAGGCUCAGGUGUUAUAUCGACAUCUUCUAUUGAUCAAGGAUAUGCUCAGGUUUGCAAAUGCUUCUUUUUAUGCACACUAUGAUAAUGCAUGUAAUUUCUUCAUUGUUUGCAUUUCAUUAAUGGAUCUUAAGUUUUCGUUGAUUUGUGGUGGCCUCCCUAAUCUCUAG
Messenger RNA from Staurois parvus, 2241 nucleotides. NCBI's taxonomy places the organism in Eukaryota, Metazoa, Chordata, Amphibia, Anura, Ranidae. The record is from the annotation of a GenBank genome assembly.